UUUCACCUUCCCCAUCCAUCAUCAUGCCUCCAAAACGAACAAGAGAGCACCACGUGCGCCAGACAUAUGUCAGUACUACCACUAUUGAUCCUCGGGUCGUCGCAGAAAGAACAAGGAAACAUCUCGACCAAUUGGAAAGAUCCAACUAUGCCGAGACGAGUAUAAUGUCCGUCACCGGCGACGACAACGAGCCAGGCAAAUACGGCAAAAGUCGCGCCAGACAAAUUGUUUCCGAUAAAAGAAACCUUAAAUUAUUGGGUUCUUCACCCGCCGCGACUAAAAAGAGAUCUACAAUGAACGUUCGCUCUGCUCUGUUAUAUCCUAAAAAUCUCGCCACCCUGAUUGAAGAAUCCGGCAUUGCAUCACUUCCCGCCUCUACUCCCACGUACUUGACCGCCGAGGCUCCUGCACCCUCCUAUCCUCCCCGACUAAUUUGUUCUGUCUGUGGCUACUGGGGUCGUUACAAGUGCCGGAAAUGCGCGUUACCUUACUGUGAUCAAAACUGUGAAAGCGUUCACGCAGAAACGAGAUGUGAGAAGCGCGUCGUCUAGCCUUUCGGCGGCAUAUUACGCCUUGCUUGCACGUCACCCUUCGCACCACGCUGACCUUCCGCUUGGUCUCUGCGACGACGUAUACCCUCGGAGACCUUUUACGGACCUAUGAUCUGCGCAUGCACGCGUUUAAUAUUACAACCGUGCUGUAUUCUGACACGUAUUCAGUGCCAUCAUAGAGUAUAGUUACUUGAGACUUACCAACCGCAAAAACAAUCCAAUAUCACGGGACACGGGACACAAAAUACCAUAUAUGCUCGUUGCUAUACUCCACAUCACACGCCAAAUCACCGGGGAUAAUCAGAAGAAGGACCGGAGGGACCGGAUCAAGAAGAAAGGAGAACCUGUACCUCCAACGCAUCUUAGUAGAUAGUUUACUUGUGGCG
This is a messenger RNA of Guyanagaster necrorhizus, 937 nucleotides long. RefSeq lists its product as uncharacterized. The record is from RefSeq and is a predicted model, not a curated record. NCBI's taxonomy places the organism in Eukaryota, Fungi, Basidiomycota, Agaricomycetes, Agaricales, Physalacriaceae. Gene Ontology annotation, biological process: chromatin remodeling. The transcript is spliced from 4 exons. Bases 24 to 551 code for a protein of 175 amino acids.